This is a messenger RNA of Salmo salar (Atlantic salmon), 2447 nucleotides long. RefSeq names its product protein FAM222A. Lineage: Eukaryota; Metazoa; Chordata; Actinopteri; Salmoniformes; Salmonidae. The record is from RefSeq and is a predicted model, not a curated record.
UCAUUCCUUGCACUUCGACAUCUUUCAUUUCGGUCGGCUUUGGGGAGAGAAGAGGACAUGGGAGACAAAUUGAACUGAAUAUAGCUACAAACUAAUUUAUUUUCAAUAUCAACCCAUUUGGCAUUUCGAACAUACUUUUUAAAAGUGGUUCUCAUGGAUAUUUUCAGACCGAUAAUUCCCAGUCUCAUCGGACUUCAGCAACGUCUCUUUGGAAAAGGAAAUACGCCUUCCGAACAGGGGAACAAGCAUCCAGCAGUGGCGAGCCAAAGAUAAACAAGCCUUAUGUUAACACUGAACACUGUAUGAUCCCCCAAGGUCCGAGCGGCUGUAGAACCCCAGAAAAGCAGCAGCCAUGUUAGCCUGCCUACAGAGACGGCAGCAGAACCUCUCAUCUCAGCGUCUGGUAUGCACCCCCAAGAUCCUGGAUGCUCCGCCGCAGCAGCAGCCCAGCACACGAAAAAGUGAGCUGGUCUCCAUGAAUGGCCCCCGGUAUCCAUCCCCUGCAGAGCUGGAUGCCUUUGCCCAGAAGACGGCCAGCAGCCCCCUGUCCAUCAAGAUCUUCCCAUCCAACAUUAGAGUGCCGCAGCACAAACAGCUGAACAGGACGGUCAACGGCCUGGACACCACAUGCACCCAGCAUUACAGUCCCUACUCAGGAGGCUACCAGGGCCUACUGGGUGUUGUAAAGGCCUCCGUCUCCGUGGUCAAAGGCGUGCUGAAAAACUCUGAGGGCAAGAGGACUAAACAUUCCCCCGCCCAAACUGCAGCGGCACCAUACAACCUUUUCUGUAACAACAGACACGGGCAGCAGAAGAGCUACCGCAUAGGCUCCUGCAAGCCUCAUGACGGGCCAAAUGUGUCUGUACCCUCUAAUAUCAUUGGGGCUGUGUCAGUCAUUCCCACCCCGGUAGGGCAGACUCUGGCCCCUCAGUCGGACCUGGACGUCCAGAGCCUGCUGAGGCAGAUAAACAGACACACCCACAGCCAGGCCCUGCAGCACGGGGGAGGGGCCCAGCCAAGCCCUUCCCUUCAGGCUGUGGCCGCUGUAGCCUGCUCAGACUCUGGCUUUACGCUGGGAAUAGCACCCCAGAGCAGUCUGGCAUAUUCGGGGGCUGUGCUGCCCACCCAGAGUGCAGACAUGGCCAAGGCUGGCUACCUGGACAGAGUGGAUUAUAGCACAUGGCAGCACAAACAACAUCAGCAGCACUAUCAACAGGGGGCGCUAAGGAUAUACAACAAUGCUCGGAUGGGCAGCGGGGGAGGUGCCGUGGUCAGCCGCUCUCCAGAGACUUGUCUCCCUUUGGCCUGCUCGGCACAGCUCUCCUAUAGGCCUCACCCCCUCAGUGCAGGCACUAACGGGGCAGGAGCAGGGAUAGGGCAGGACCGGGUUAGCUCCUCCCCUCUGAACUGUGCUGCCAUGCAUGGGGAGUUCUCUGUGGGCCAGUACUUCGCCCCUCCCUGGAACAGUGUUCUGGUCACCCCGGACAGCGACUGUUACAACCCUCAGGAGCUGGUGCCUGGCUCCUCUAUCGUCCGGCCCAGAGACAUGGGGCUCUCCCACCCUCAUCCAAACCAUCACCCCAACCGCCAGCUCCACCCCCACCCUCACCCCCAGGCCUAUGCCACAGACCAAAGCCUGGGCCUCUGUUUUGGGCUGCCCAGCACCAGCCUGUGCCACGCCUCUGUUUUGAGCAGCAGCCUGCAGUCUCUGGAGUGCCUGAUCAGUGAAAUCCACCCACCCUGCAUUAAGGAGCGCAUGCUGGGACGGGGCUAUGAGGCGGUGGGGAUGCCCCAGCUACUGGACCACAACCUACAGCACACCCACAUUCAGCUGCCUGUGUUCCGAUAAGACGGGACAUAUCCACACAGGGCAUACAGUGCCUUCGGAAAGUAUGUAGACCCCUUGACUUUUUCCAAAUUUUGUUACGUUACGGCCUUAUUCUAAAAUUGUUUUUUUUUAAAUUAGCUACUUUUUGAAAUUUUUUUUUUAAAUGUUUCCAAAGUAUUCAGACCCUUUGGUAUGAGACUCGAAAUUGAGCUCAGGUGCAUCCUGUUUCCAUUGAUCAUCCUUCAGAUGUUUCUACAACUUGAUUGUAGUAAAUUGUGGUAAAUCCACCUGUGGUAAAUUCAAUUGAUUUGGAAAGGCACACACCUGUCUAUAUAAGGUCCUGCAAUUGACAGGUCAUGUCAGAGAAGAAAACAAGCCAUGAGGUCAAAGUAAUUGUCCGUAGAGUUCUGAGACAGGAUUGUGUCGAGGCACACAAUCUGGGGAAGGGUACCAAAAAAUGCCUACAGCAUUGAAGGUCCCCAAGACCACAGUGGCCUCCUUUGUUCUUAAAUGGAAGAAGUCUGGAACCACCAAGACUCUUCCUAGAGCUGGCCGCCUGGCCAAACUGAGCAAUCGGAGGAGAAGGGCCUUGAUCAGGGAGGUGGCCAAGAACCCGAUG